This is a messenger RNA of Alternaria conjuncta, 351 nucleotides long. RefSeq lists its product as uncharacterized. Lineage: Eukaryota; Fungi; Ascomycota; Dothideomycetes; Pleosporales; Pleosporaceae. The transcript has 2 exons. Bases 1 to 351 code for a protein of 116 amino acids. The record is from RefSeq and is a predicted model, not a curated record.
AUGGCCGAACAAGAACAGCCACCAGGCCCGCAAAUCUACAUGUCCCAAGGGGACAAGUUCUCUAGCCUGACCGUCCUGAAGAAGUCCAUUGACAAGAGCGUGAGACGUGUAGCUGAACAUCGUGAACGCGACGAAUUAGUCGUAGAACUCGCUCAGUCAGAAGUCGAGGCUAUGGAAGAAGGCGAAGAACGAAAGCACGAGGUGGAGAAGCUCGAGUUUAAGAAGAAAAAGAGAAUGUUUGAGUCGUUGGUGGAUGCUGCCAUGCAUGACGGCUUACAGAAGUUGACCGGUGCGGUCGAGGAACUUGUGCGGAAUCAUGUGCCGAAUGAGGCCGAUGCUCACCGAUCGUAG